Exophiala mesophila is the source of this 2549-nucleotide messenger RNA. RefSeq lists its product as uncharacterized. Bases 177 to 2294 code for a protein of 705 amino acids. Gene Ontology annotation, cellular component: transcription factor TFIIF complex; nucleus. Gene Ontology annotation, biological process: positive regulation of transcription elongation by RNA polymerase II; transcription initiation at RNA polymerase II promoter. The record is from RefSeq and is a predicted model, not a curated record. NCBI's taxonomy places the organism in Eukaryota, Fungi, Ascomycota, Eurotiomycetes, Chaetothyriales, Herpotrichiellaceae. Gene Ontology annotation, molecular function: DNA binding; RNA polymerase II general transcription initiation factor activity; TFIIF-class transcription factor complex binding. The transcript is spliced from 2 exons.
AGAGGCUGGCCUUGACUCCAAUUCGACAUACGCGCCAUCAACAUUCCAACCCAUUUCUUUAAUCUCUUCUAUUGAGUCUUAAUCGACCUUCCACUGUCAUCCUCUUUAUUUCACAUCCAUACUUCAUUCAACUCGUACCUUCGUGUCCCCAAGUUCUAUGCCUUCCUAGCACGACCAUGAACCCAGGCGGUGUCCCUCCAGGUGGACCUGCGAAUCGACCUCAAGUUCCAGCGCCAACAAUAAAGCGCAAGAAACCUGCAGCUGAUCCUUUCUUCAAAGCCUCCAGAAAGCCAGCCUUGACUGGGAACCUUCAAUCCAAAGGCGGCCUCCCUCUCCCCGUCAAUGGUCAUAUCCCCAAACCACAGCAAUUGCGAAAACCGCUUCCUCACCCUCCCCGCACCUCUUCUCCAGCAACUCUACCUGUCCCUGAGAAUGAACGAGUCAGUGGUUUCAGUGAUCCGCGCGUGACGGCUGAAGGCAUCCCCUACAAAGACUACAAGCUGGUCACAACCAAGCGAGACUUGAUCAAUGCUGCACGUUACCACAUACUACAACUAGCCGGUGAGAAGGUAUUGGAUAUCCGGAAUGAAUCAGAAUUCCCCAAGCCUGCUCGCCUGCAUCGUCGAGAUCCGAAAGCCCAACCCCCAGGCCCGCAGCCAAAGGAGGAAACCGGCCCUGAACCAAAGGACGGCCUCAAUGCUGUGGAGCGUGAAGAGCUAGGCCGGAGGAAGGAGAUUCGUCAGAAAGAGCGCGAAGCCAAUUUGGCACAGAUAGCGCCUUCUCAGAAGACAGGCAGCAAGUCCACCUUCAAGAAGAAGACCCAACAAGUUUGGCUGCCCAACAGGUCGGUGGAACAGAAACGUCGCGAUCAAACUGCAUACGAAGAGAAGCUUCCCUGGCACCUAGAAGACUUCGACAACAAGCAUACUCUGGUUGGACACCACCAGCCUGGAUCGAUUAGUACUCACGCUGCAUUCUUGUACGAACCUGGUAGCAAUGGUACAGAUGGCAAGUUUCGUCUCAUUCCCGUCGAAAAGCUCUACCAGUUCAAACCCAAACGAGAACUGGCACAGCAAAUGUCCAUCGAAGAGGUCGAAGCUGCCAUGAAGAAACGUGGCACUGACCCUGAAUGGCUCGUUCGACAACGGGAAUCUCGCAUUGCCGAAGCCGGCAGAGAAGCAGCCGCCAGGCAAGCUAAAAGUCUGUUUUCGGGUGCCCAGAAACAGAACAUCGCUGGACGCGGAGGAGAAGAUGCCGAUCUUGACUUCGAGGAUGACUUUGCUGACGACGAGGAAGGAGAUUUGUUUGCCGACAAGGAUGAAGAUGAAAAAAUCGCAGAGAAAAGGAUCAAAGAAGACCAGUUGACUGCUAACUUCCUGGAUUUCAAAGACAUCAAAGAGUAUGAUGAAGCUGAGGAGAGAGAGAGGAAAGAAGCAGAGGCCAAGAAGAGGAAUUUCCGAGAUUUGAGAAAGGCACUGGAGAGAAGAGAGCGCAACUACAACCACGGUAGUGAUUCUGAUGAGUCCUCCUCGACGGAUUCGGAAGAGGAGCGCGAACGCAUCGAACGCGAACGACUCGAGAACAUUAAACGUGAAGAAGACGCCGCCAACAAAUCAGGCCUGAACUCGGGCGCAAACACACCGUCUGGACGUAAGGAGAAACAUGCUACUUCAUCUGACCGCGAAGGAAGUGGUAUCAAGAAAUCGGCCUCAUCACGAACACUCAAACGACCUGGUAGUCCCAACUUAUCCGACGCCAGCGGCACAGACGCCUCGACACGCAAGAAAAAGAUCAAAUCCAAACACCUUUCCAGUACUCAACCAACACCAAGUGUGUCUCGCCCAAUGAGUCCUGCAAAUGUUCCCAGCAGUUCCGCCCCCGGUGGUCUCGACCCGAACAGGAUCCGCCAACGAGGAAGAGGUGGGGCUGGGGCAGGUUCCGAUACCGACAAUGUUGCAUCCGACCGCGAAGGUGGCGCCAUGAGCGAUGCAUCACGAGCUCGCCAAAAGUUGAAGCUGAAAAUGUCCGCUUCACCACCUCCUGGCGGCGGCACAUCUACUCCACAACCAUCAUCUCGCGCAGGCUCACCAGCCCGCAGCCCAAGCGCCAUGAUCGGCGUAACUGAAUUACCCAGCAAGGAUGAGAUUCGUAAGGCCAUUCCUCAGGGAGGUAUUGCCAUCAAAGACUUGAUGAAGGUCGUCGCACACCCCAAGGAUCGACGAGCCGAGUUUGUGGCACUUGUCAAAGAGGUCGCUAGAAUGGAUCAGGUGUCUAGACUCUUGGUUCUUAAGUAGGUAGUCUAUGCGACGGAGAGACAGACUGGUGCAGAGCUUGAGCUCACCGAGAGGGAUUUAUCUAUUUGUGGAAAUCCUCAUGAUCCUUUUCUCGAAUUCACUCAAUCAGACCGCCAGUACCAUGUCAAUGUGUCCAGGUGUGAGUUUUGAGUGUAAGCUAAAAACGAGAUGAGAAAUGAGCAGAUCAUGCACACACCUACACACAAUGUAUAUAUAUAUACCUACAUAGCUGGGAUAACUACAUGCAUGCUACUG